Molecule: messenger RNA, 351 nt
Organism: Mycosarcoma maydis (corn smut)
Lineage: Eukaryota; Fungi; Basidiomycota; Ustilaginomycetes; Ustilaginales
Exons: 2
Coding region: 1-351 (116 amino acids)
Source: RefSeq, a predicted model, not a curated record
AUGGACUUUUGCUUCUUCAUCCCGGUCAUCUUUGGGUGCCCGACGAAAAUUAAGCAAGAAGGCGAUGGAUCGGCGCGCAUCUGUCCACGAUGCCAGAACGCGCAAGUGGUGCAGGCGAAAGCGCGCACAUGGUUCGAGCUGUGCUGGAUUCCGUUGAUCCCGAUGAAGAGCAAACACAUUUACUUUUGCAACAUCUGCCAGUGGCAAGCGGACCAGGACGGUGGAUUCCAGCCCCAGGUCGCGGGCGGUGGGUUCGGCGGUCAUCAAGCUUAUCAUCAGCAACAACCGCAGCAGUACGGCUACGGUCCGCCGCAGCAACAAGGUUAUGGCUACCCACCGCCGAAGCAUUGA